GCAGUUACCCACGGACCUGCCUCAUCCGAGACUCAGACCCACCCCCCACCACCGCAUGAAGACAUGACUCCACGACCACACACUACCACAGAGGAGGGGGCACCACUGCACCCUACGACCAGCCCACACGAGCCAUAUACCCCCACAGGCAACCCAAACGCAAAUGCAGGCGACAAUAAGCACCAGAAGGCAGCGAUCCGAGACACAGCCCACAAGGAGCAUAAUCACACGUACACAUACAUACACGGGUUUCGCAGCCAUCAGAGACAUAGGUUAGACAACAACUGCCUCCCUAAACCACCAACACAAAACACAAACAACGCAGCCACAAA
Pelobates cultripes (western spadefoot toad) is the source of this 332-nucleotide messenger RNA. The record is from the annotation of a GenBank genome assembly. NCBI's taxonomy places the organism in Eukaryota, Metazoa, Chordata, Amphibia, Anura, Pelobatidae.